This is a messenger RNA of Psylliodes chrysocephalus, 745 nucleotides long. The record is from the annotation of a GenBank genome assembly. NCBI's taxonomy places the organism in Eukaryota, Metazoa, Arthropoda, Insecta, Coleoptera, Chrysomelidae.
AUGCGGCGGUAUCAAUUCGUGAAGCAUAUAAUAUUGAAUAGGUUCGAUCAAAAUACACAACAAACUGUCGUUGAUGACGUUGAUGGCAAUCUAGGUGUCGCCGAAAAUAUCAGCAUCAAAUUCGCGGACAGAGUGAGGAAAGCACGAAAACACUCAUCAGUCAAUAUAAUUUUUAAUGCAUCAAUGAUAUCCACAUUUCCUCAAGACAAAUGUUUGUCAAACAGCAAGAAUAAACAUCUUCUGAUAUCGGUACUAAAGAGUGUUCAUCUUCAACCAACAGAAAAUGUAUCUGUUGUAAGAAUAGCCCAAAUAGUAAAUUCAGAGAAUGAUACUACAGAAGUUUAUGUAGAGGAGUUAUUAGAAAGCAGUACUGAUAGCAUUGCAAAUAAUUCUGAAAUUUGGAGUAGUAAAGGCAAGCCGUCUGAAGAAAUAUUAGCAACCAAAAAACUGUUAAAAUUACGUGGCUCUGAUAAAUAUAAAAAAUAUUUGAUGAAAAAAAAUCCACAGAGUAAGCUUUGCAAAUAUAUAGCAAUGGAAAUGAACGAAGAUGGGUUUGAAGUAACAGCAGUAAAAAAAGAUGUUCUCGAUGAUAUUGGAUCUGGAAUUAAAAAGUUUGGAAAUACCGUAGCUGAGACAGUUAAAGAUGGUCAUGAGACUGUUAAGGAAAAAUUGGGAGUACAGACAUAAAAUUUUUCUUAUAAUUGUUAAUAAAACGAUAAUAUAGCUUAAAUAUAAUAUAUUUAAA